GCAAGAUGGCGCAAGCGGCGCUCCCACUGCGCCCCCCGUGCUCCUAGGCAGGCAUGCGCCCGCAGCCCCCCGCAGCCCGGGCUCGGCCCCGGCCAGAGCCCCGGCCCCGGCCCCGGCGCCGGCCCCGCGGGACGCUGUGAGCCGCGAGAGGCCCGGGAGCCGCGCAUUGCCGAGCCCAGCGGACCGAGAGCCCCAUGGCUGAGCCGCGUACCGCGUCCCCGCGCCGCCCGCCCGCGCCGCGCUGGCCCCGGCUCCUGCUGCCGCUGCUGCUGCUGCUGCUGUUGCUGCUGCUGCUGCUGCCCGCGCCGAGCCAGGGUCUGGGCCUCUCUGCUGAACUGGCAUUUGCUGUGGAGCCUAGCGAUGACAUUGUGGUCCCUGGGCAGCCCAUAGUGCUGGGCUGCAAAGUGGAGGGGACCCCUCCAGUGAGAGUCACCUGGAGGAAGAAUGGAGUGGAACUGCCAGAGAGCACCCACUCCACCCUGCUGGCCAAUGGGUCCUUGCUGAUCCGUCACUUCAGGUUGGAGUGGGGAGGCAGCCCUUCAGAUGAGGGUGACUAUGAAUGUGUGGCUCAGAACCGCUUUGGUCUGGUGGUCAGCCGGAAAGCUCGCAUCCAAGCUGCAACCAUGUCGGACUUCCAUGUGCACCCCCAGGCCACUGUGGGUGAGGAGGGCGGUGUGGCCCGCUUCCAGUGCCAAAUCCAUGGGCUUCCCAAGCCCCUGAUCACAUGGGAGAAGAACAGAGUCCCCGUUGACACGGACAAUGAGAGGUACACAUUGCUGCCCAAGGGGGUUCUGCAAAUCACCGGACUGCGUGCUGAGGACAGUGGUGUCUUCCACUGUGUGGCCUCGAACAUUGCCAGUGUCCGGAUCAGCCAUGGGGCCAGGCUCACCGUGUCAGGCGCAGGCUCUGGGGCCUACAAGGAGCCAACAAUUCUGGUGGGGCCUGAGAACCUCACCCUGACAGUGCACCAGACCGCGGUGCUGGAGUGUGUCGCCACGGGCAACCCGCGCCCCAUUGUGUCCUGGAGCCGUCUGGAUGGCCGCCCCAUCGGAGUGGAGGGCAUCCAGGUUCUAGGCACAGGAAACCUCAUCAUCUCAGACGUGACUGUCCAGCACUCAGGCGUCUAUGUCUGUGCAGCCAACAGGCCUGGCACCCGGGUGAGAAGGACAGCGCAGGGCCGGCUGGUGGUGCAAGCACCAGCUGAGUUUGUCCAGCAUCCACAGUCCAUCUCCAGGCCAGCUGGGACCACGGCCAUGUUUACCUGCCAAGCCCAGGGAGAGCCACCUCCUCAUGUCACGUGGCUGAAGAAUGGGCAGGUGCUAGGGCCAGGAGGCCAUGUCAGGCUCAAGAACAACAACAGCACACUGACCAUUUCUGGAAUCGGGCCUGAAGAUGAGGCCAUCUAUCAAUGCGUGGCAGAGAACAGUGCUGGCUCCUCCCAGGCCAGUGCCAGGCUGACUGUGCUGUGGGCCGAGGGGCUGCCUGGGCCCCCACGCAAUGUUCGAGCUGUCUCUGUGUCGUCCACUGAGGUCCAAGUGUCCUGGAGUGAGCCCCUGGCUAACACCAAGGAGAUCAUUGGCUACGUCCUGCACAUCAGGAAGGCUGCUGACCCACCUGAGCUGGAGUAUCAGGAAGCAGUCAGCAAGAGCACCUUCCAGCACCUGGUGAGCGACCUUGAGCCCUCCACUGCCUACAGCUUCUACAUCAAGGCCUACACACCAAGGGGGGCCAGCUUGGCCUCCAUCCCCACCCUGGUCAGCACCCUGGGUGAAGUCCCUGCCCCACCCCCGUUGUCAGUACGGGUGCUGGGCACCUCCUCCCUGCAGCUGUUGUGGGAACCAUGGCCCCGGCUGGCCCAGCGCGAGGGUGGCUUCAAGCUCUUUUACCGCCCAGCCAGCAUGGCCGCCUUCACUGGCCCCAUCCUGCUGCCUGGGACUGUCUCCUCCUACAAUAUCAGCCAGCUCGACCCCAGCACAGUGUACGAGGUGAAGCUGCUUGCCUAUAACCAGCAUGGGGACGGCAAUGCCACGGUCCGCUUCGUGUCCUUGAGGGGAGCAUCUGAGAGGACAGCCCUGAGCCUGCCAUGUGACUGCCGGAAGGAAGAAGUCACCAACCAGACAUCAACCACAGGCAUUGUUGUUGGUAUCCACAUCGGGGUCACCUGCAUCAUCUUCUGUGUCCUCUUCCUCUUGUUUGGCCAAAGGGGCAGGGUCCUCUUGUGUAAGGAUGUGGAAAACCAGCUCUCCCCUCCCCAGGGCCCCCGCAGCCAGAGGGAAGUCUUGGCCCUGAAUGGGGUGGGCAGGGGAGAGCGGGGCCAGCUGGGUGGAGAGAAGAAUGUGGAUGCCAAGGAGCUAGAGCAGCUGUUCCCCUCGGCUGGGGCUGCUGGGCAGCCUGGCUCCCGGCCCACUCAGGAUCCCACAAUCCCUGCCUCGUGUGAGGAGACCCAGCUCUCUGUGGUGCCACUUCAUAGCUUCAGCCUUCUGGUGGAUAGGACAAUGGAUGCCAAGUCCCCCUGUGCGGGCCCAGUGACUGCCCCACCACCCCAGGAUGUAGGCCCUAGCCUCCUCAGUGAAGGGCAGGCUGCCCGGCCUUCUGCAAUGCUAGCUUCUUGCUCCAGACAGUAGUCCAUAUUUGGCAGGCUCUGGAGGGGGCACCCCCGCAUUCUCAGGUCAAAGCUGAAAUUUCUCCUGUUAUGUGGGAUUCAGAUGGUCCUGGGGACUGCCCAGCCUUUCUGGUCUGACUAAAGGACAGGGUUGUGGAGACCCUGGGAGCUGAACGGGGUUCUGGUAGGACCCCUACUGCUGCCCGGAACCCACACAACUUGAAACUGAACUAAUGUUUUUCUCUAAAACUCAAAACUUAAAAUCAAAAAGAGAGAAAGAAGAGAGAGGAAGGUGAACUAGACUCCAAAACUACUUCCCUGCUGUGGCUGGUCCCUGACACUGUUGCCCUGCUCCAACCUUGUUUUCUCAGGAUGGAUUGUUGCUGUUUUGGCUCUCGCACCUACCUCAGCCGGAAUGAAUGUCCUGAGGGCAAAGGGGCGGUAGCCUCUGCCCCCUGCCCCACAGAGCCCGAAUGCACUCCUACCUCAAGCCCCAUUAUGGGCGCUUCUCCCUUCCUACAAUGUUGUCCAGAGUUUAAAAAAAA
This is a messenger RNA of Castor canadensis (American beaver), 3147 nucleotides long. It is a transcript of the gene Igdcc3, whose product is annotated as immunoglobulin superfamily DCC subclass member 3. The record is from RefSeq and is a predicted model, not a curated record. Gene Ontology annotation, biological process: cell-cell adhesion. NCBI's taxonomy places the organism in Eukaryota, Metazoa, Chordata, Mammalia, Rodentia, Castoridae. Gene Ontology annotation, molecular function: protein binding.